Messenger RNA from Fusarium sp. VM40, 591 nucleotides. NCBI's taxonomy places the organism in Eukaryota, Fungi, Ascomycota, Sordariomycetes, Hypocreales, Nectriaceae. The record is from the annotation of a GenBank genome assembly.
AUGUACCCCGCCACCCUUUCCACGGUCGUGGCGCUGGCUCUAGCUUCCAAGGCUUUUUCGCAGGUCCAAGGUACUGCAAUUGUCAACUUGGCCAAGGAGCACGGCCCAGCGCGAGCUCUAGGGUCAGGUUUUAUCUACGGCUGGCCUGAUAACGGAACCGAGGCAGACAACUCCAUUCCGGAUCACUUUGCCACUGACAUCAAGUUUAACGCAAACCGUGGCGGCGGGGCGCAGAUUGCAUCUCGGGGCUGGGCCACAAGCGGCUACGAAGGCUAUCUCGGCCGCUUCAACUCUACUCUGUCCAAUUAUCGCACCACGCGCAAGUACAAUGCCGACUUCAUCCUGCUUCCUCACGACCUGUGGGGUGCGGACGGCGGACAGGAUUCCAAGUCUCCUUUCCCCGGUGACAAUGGUAACUGGACCGAUAUGGAGAUGUUUUGGGACCAGCUUGCAUCCGACUUGAAGUCCAACGAUAUGUUGAAGGGGCUUGUUAUCGAUGUGUGGAACGAGCCUGAUAUAGGUUCCUUCUGGGCUCGCACAUGGCCACAGUAUCUCGAGUAUUACAACCCCGCAACUACAUUCCUGAGGUAA